AUGGGCCGUGCUCCUCGAGGAGGGGCCGAUAGCGCCACGUUCAAAACACUUGACCGUCGGAUCCUGUGGCGGUACCCGAACCUGAUCCCCGCGCGACUUCUUCGUCGCUACAAACGCUUUUUGGCGGACGUUGUGCUGUUGUCGCCUGAUACAGUUGAUGGUGACCAGAGCACUGCUGGGACAGCCUGUGGAAAAGAGGUGGCAGGAACAGCAGCUACUGGAGACGACGAGGGUGCUGUCGAUGAGGUAGUGACUGUGUACUGUCCCAACACUGGACCAAUGGUGGGGCUAUUGGACGGCCUCCCGAACGCUCGUGUGCAACUGUCAAAGAGCAGCGACCCCAAACGCAAGUACGCGUAUACCCUCGAGAUGAUCCAGAUACACAACGGAGAGCGGAAGGUCUGGGUUGGCGUGCACUCUACCUCUGCCAAUCGCAUGGUCGAACAAGCACUUACCUCUCGGUGGCUAGCCGAGCUUGGCCACUACGACUCUGUGCGGCGUGAGGUGAAGUUUGCCAAGAGUAGUCGUGUCGACUUUGUGCUCGUGACAAACGCCGAAGACGGUUCUGUCGCUCAUGAAAAGUACGUCGAGGUGAAGAGUGUGACGCUCUCGAUGGAAGGAUGUGGUCAGAGCGUAUCGCGCUGUGCUGUUUUCCCUGACACGGUGUCGACUAGGGCUCAGAAACACGUCGUCGAGUUGACAGAAUUGCUGUCGACAAACGGCAAAGCUCAAGUUCACCAGAAGAGCGAGACCGCAACACCGGAGCGGAGCGUCGCCAUUGUCUUUCUUGUACAGCGCGACGAUUGUCAUGCGUUCGCUCCAUCCAUUCAGCACGACAAGAAAUUUGCUGAACUGUGCGCGAUUGCAGCAACCAGCGGGGUCCAACUGCUGGCUUAUGCAUGCGCUUUGGAGCCUGACGAGUCCAAUGGGUCGGGAGCUGUGCGGCUCGUAGAGGCACUGCCACUGCAUGAAAGCUAA
Molecule: messenger RNA, 978 nt
Organism: Hyaloperonospora brassicae
Lineage: Eukaryota; Oomycota; Peronosporomycetes; Peronosporales; Peronosporaceae
Source: the annotation of a GenBank genome assembly